CAGCACGCCCAAAAUGCAGUCGCUUCCAGAUGCGCGUUCGCAGUCGUUCGAGGAGCUCUAUGGGCCGCCCGAGAACUUCCUCGAGAUCGAGGUGAGGAAUCCAAUGACACACGGCGUCGGCCGCGGCAUGUACACCACAUACGAAAUCGUAAUGCGCACCAACAUCCCCGCCUUCAAGCUCAAGUCCAGCACCGUGCGCCGCCGAUACUCUGAAUUCGAGGCUUUCCGCGACAUUCUCGAGCGCGAAUCCGCACGCGUGACGAUCCCCCCACUGCCCGGGAAGGUCCUCACGAAUCGCUUCAGCGACGAUGUGAUUGAGCACCGAAGGGAGGGGCUGCAGAGGUUCCUGCAGAUUGUGGUCGGUCAUCCGCUAUUGCAGACGGGGAGUAAGGUGCUGGCGGCAUUUGUGCAGGAUCCGAACUGGGACAGGCAUGCAUGGUGAUGGGCGACAAAAGCGAAGGCCAUGGCCGUGUAGCCUUACGGCGUCAUGUCAGACAGGAAGAAACAGAGAGAGGGCGCGAGAGUCUCUUCUGGGUUGCGACUUUAUUGUGCGUUAUGGAGUGAUAGGGCGUUCUCUUGUACUUCCCCAUGUGAUUCAUAUAUUCCCACUACCCGUAACGACAAAAUUCAUACAAGUUUGGUGUUCCAUUACCCAGAUUUCGUUCGCAUGAUCCCAACAGUAUGAGCGCGACCACAUCUUCAAACUGCAUAAGACCGG
Molecule: messenger RNA, 718 nt
Organism: Dothidotthia symphoricarpi CBS 119687
Lineage: Eukaryota; Fungi; Ascomycota; Dothideomycetes; Pleosporales; Dothidotthiaceae
Product: Phox-like protein
Exons: 4
Coding region: 14-442 (142 amino acids)
Biological process (GO): late endosome to Golgi transport; endocytic recycling
Cellular component (GO): retromer complex; early endosome membrane
Molecular function (GO): phosphatidylinositol-3-phosphate binding
Source: RefSeq, a predicted model, not a curated record